CUGGGGAACUUUUCACAGAAUGACAGUACGGAGACGACAAUAGUCAACAAUCACACAAAAGCUAUUGGCAGUUCAUCUUCUUCCGAAUCCAGUAAAGAGGAAAUUGAAGUGGAGUUGACGACAGAUGCUGCGUACUCGGACGACACUACCGAGGACGACGCUGAUGAUGAUUGCCGAGAUUUCCCAUGGAAACAUUUCAGGUUACCCCGAGACGUUGUGCCGACCUCUUACAAUCUGACCAUCCAUCCGAACAUCACGACGAACAACAUGACAGGAAGUUUAGCGAUCGAUAUCCAGGCACUGAACACGACCAAACUGAUAGUACUACAUGCUGACAACCUUAUUCUGACCACAUUCAGCAUGAGUGUCAAUGCGAAACGAAUGGAAGCGGAAUUUGUA
Cooperia oncophora is the source of this 399-nucleotide messenger RNA. Lineage: Eukaryota; Metazoa; Nematoda; Chromadorea; Rhabditida; Trichostrongylidae. The record is from the annotation of a GenBank genome assembly.